AUGAUCUCCAUCUAUCAAACUCUUCACCGCGAGCCUCAAGGAAACAACAAAGACAGACUGCGCAUGUUUGAAUUCACUUCCAUUGGUAUGUUCAUCUGGGAACCCGUUGCGUCCUACAUCUGGCCCUGGCUCAACGGCAUCUCGAUCCCGUGUCUCGCUUCGAUGAAGGCAGAGCCGUCAACCAGGAAAGUACUAAUGACCAUCUUUGGCGGAAUAUCCUCCAACGAAGGCCAAGGGAUCCUCAAUUUCUCUCUGGAUUGGCAGUACAUUACGUCGCGUUACAUGUCCCUUCCGCUUCUGCAACAAGCCAACUCUUGGGCGGGCAUAGUUCUUUCUUACAUCAUGUGUUUUAGUCUCUACUACGGCGGAGCUUGGGGCGCGAAGAAACUUCCUUUUAUGUCAACUGCCAUGUUCGAUGGCAAGACUGGAAAGGUGUACAAUCAAACUGCCGUCUUUGGCCAGAACGCGGUUUUGGACACCGAAGCGCUGGAGGUACAUGGCCUCCCACGGCUAACAGCAUCCAACGUUUGGGCGAAUGUGGCAGCCAUGGCAGCCAUCGGCGCGCUGCUCACCCACAUCUCGCUCUUCUAUGGGCCUCUUAUCAAGAAGUCACUGAAGCAAGCCUGGAAGAAGGAGGAGACAGAUCCUCACUUUAAGAUCAUGAAGGAGAAGUAUAAAGAUGUUCCAAUGUGGUGGUAUAUCGCUAUUCUUCUCAUUGGCUUCUUCAGCGGUCUCGGUGCAGUGAUCAAGGGCCAUACCACGCUCGACGCGUGGGCUUACGUCUGCGCCAUUGUGAGCUCGCCUACACGUGAAAUGUGA
Molecule: messenger RNA, 819 nt
Organism: Colletotrichum spaethianum
Lineage: Eukaryota; Fungi; Ascomycota; Sordariomycetes; Glomerellales; Glomerellaceae
Product: oligopeptide transporter 5
Exons: 2
Coding region: 1-819 (272 amino acids)
Biological process (GO): transmembrane transport
Molecular function (GO): oligopeptide transmembrane transporter activity
Source: RefSeq, a predicted model, not a curated record